Hyaloscypha bicolor E is the source of this 1231-nucleotide messenger RNA. RefSeq lists its product as uncharacterized. The coding region runs from base 1 to 1176 and encodes 391 amino acids. Lineage: Eukaryota; Fungi; Ascomycota; Leotiomycetes; Helotiales; Hyaloscyphaceae. Gene Ontology annotation, molecular function: zinc ion binding; DNA-binding transcription factor activity, RNA polymerase II-specific. The transcript is spliced from 2 exons. Gene Ontology annotation, biological process: regulation of DNA-templated transcription. The record is from RefSeq and is a predicted model, not a curated record.
AUGCCUCCCACUGAUCCACCGAAUAAGGCUGUUUCAAAACACCGGGCCUGCGAUGGGUGCAGAGCACUGAAAAAGUCUUGUUCGAAGGAGCCAGAAGGAUGUUCUCGAUGUAAUUACGAGGACAUCGGAUGUCAUUACUCCGAGCAGAAGCGUAUGGGUCGUCCGAGGAAAAGGCGAUGCGACAAGACGACGCUGAACGGUGGCGCGGAACUCCUCCAUUCAGCUCCGCAAGAUGGUCAGCCUUUGCAACAUAUUAACGAGAAUUUUCCAAUCGAUCCUUAUAUUGAAGAUGCGAGCCUAUUGUUUGAGGCUGGGCAACGGUCUACAGCCUCAAACGAUGGAGGCAAUAGCUCAUUGGGCCGGACGACCGAGAACGAUCUUGGUCUGUGGAAUCCUGGUGCUGGAGAUCUCCACAGUCCACUUGCCUUUGGAGCAGAGUUCUAUUUACAACCGCCUGGCAUGCCAGGAUCCAUCAGGCCGCGCAAUGGUAUCGAAGGGAAUAGUGCUCCGCUUCCCGCCACUGCGACAUCCUGCAGCUGCCUUGCCACAAUGUACUUGGCCAUGUCGUCUCUGCAGGAACUCCCACCCGAAGUUGGUGCUGCGUUGAUAGCCGUUCGAGCUGCUGCAAGCACAGCUCAGGUCGUCCUUAGAUGUGAGAAGUGUGGCCACUGUUCAGCAACCUCAGUGAAGCCCGCAAUUGAAGCAUUUCAGAACACAAUGUUAUUGGGCACAUUGCUGCCCAUCAUCGUCAACAGCUAUAAGCGAUUGCUGGAAAUAGUGGACCACGAAGCCAGUAUGGCGAAAACUGCCGGGUACAAGAUGAUACCCAUUCUGUCUCCAGAGAUUAGCGUUUCCGGCCUAAGUGAGUUGUGUGGUGAAAGUAAGAUUACCAGGCCCGAGAAUGCUCUGAUGGAGCCAGACGACUGGCGAGAUUCCGUGCAUUGCAUCAUACGAGAUGAUGUCUAUGGUCAUGAGAUGAUGACUCCUGGUCUGAGAGGCAUCAUUUCCGAGAUGGAGCAGCGGCAACGAAGGGGACAUACCAAGAUGGAUGUCCUAGGAAGCCCCGGCAUGCUCAACGUCUUUCAUCAGAGACAAUGCCUUGGGGAGGAAAAUGCUCCUUGUUUGCAGAUACUGAAUGUUACUAAGGCUUCAAUGGCAUCACUAGCCAUUGCAUGAAAGCAGGGAAAGAGUAGAACGGAAACGCAAAAGAAUGCUCUGCAAGUCGAUCGAG